Molecule: messenger RNA, 2193 nt
Organism: Ipomoea nil (Japanese morning glory)
Lineage: Eukaryota; Viridiplantae; Streptophyta; Magnoliopsida; Solanales; Convolvulaceae
Product: protein FAR1-RELATED SEQUENCE 5-like
Exons: 2
Coding region: 1-2193 (730 amino acids)
Biological process (GO): regulation of DNA-templated transcription
Molecular function (GO): nucleic acid binding; zinc ion binding
Source: RefSeq, a predicted model, not a curated record
AUGCAAAUACAAGAAGAUGGUGUGAAAUACUGGACACCUACAACCCAAAACGAGAAGACACCAUACGAAGGACAGCGAUUUGAAACAAUUGACAUCGGGAUUGAUUUCUAUCAAGCAUACGCUAAGGAGGCAGGAUUUGAUGUUAGGCACGGCUCAAAGCGUAGAAACCGAAUGGGUGAAGUGUCAAUUAAAUACAUGCUAUGCUCACGAGAGGGUUACAAGGCGGAAAGGAACGAAGCCACAAAUACCGCGAACAAACGAAAGAGGCGGAGGAGAGUGUCAAAUAGGAUAGGAUGUAAGACACGUAUGGUAAUGACAAAGUGUGACACUGGCGGAUACAAAGUCCAUGCAAUGGAGCUAUGCCAUACACACUGUCUAUGCUCGGAUAAAGCCAAACCUUUUUUAAAGAUAAAUAGGCAGCUUGACAUCGGCCAUAAAACCUUUUUGGCUCACUGUGCAAAGGCAAACAUAGGUCCCACAAAAGCUUUCAGACUCUUCAAACAGAUGGUGGGAAGCUUUACGGAUCUAGGAGCGACAUGCAUUGACUUUUGCAAUUUUAGGCGAGACCUGUUGGCCUAUAUAGCUGAGGCAGACGCCCAAAUGGUGAUAGAAGACAUGUUCAAAAGAAAACAAGAAAAUCCGGACUUCUAUUUCGAUUAUGACAUUGACGAAGAAGCUCAAUUAUCCAGGAUAUUCUGGGCAGACGCAGAAUCUCGAAGGAAUUACGCAUGUUUCGGCGAUGUCAUGUCAUUCGACGCUACAUACAGCACAAACAGGUACAAGUUAGUCUUCGUCCCUUUCAUGGGGGUGGAUAAUCACAAAAGAAGCAUAACAUUUGGGGCAGGCCUGAUUGCGAAAGAAGAUGUAGAGUCGUAUGAGUGGCUACUAAAGAACUUCAAAACUGCAAUGGAAUACGCACCAAGAUGUACUAUAACUGACCAAGAUCCAGCACUCAAGAUAGUAGUACCACAAACUAUGCCAACAACAAGGCACAGAUUCUGUAUGUGGCACAUUACCACAAAAGUGGGGGAAAAGGUAGGGGCAACCCUGUGGCAUAACGCGGACUUCAAAAUGGCAUUGAAUAGUAUCAUAUGGGAUGAAACGUUAACCACAGAUGAAUUCGAGAGAAAAUGGGAACAGGUAAUGAAGGACUACAAUCUAGAAGAACAUAGGUGGUUUACCCAGUUGUACGAGGCACGUGCAUCAUGGAUACCGGCAUACUUCAACGACAUACCGAUGGGAGGACUGCUCAGAACAACAUCAAGAUCAGAAUCAGAAAACAACUAUUUCGGUAAAUUCACAAACCACCACUGCAGCUUGGUAGAAUUCAUGGCACAAUACAACAGUGCCAUCGGAGAACAAAGACAUAAUCAAGCAAAGCUAAUCGCAGAAAAUGAAGGUUCAUACCCGGAAACAAAAACCCCUUUGAGUAUUGAGAAGAAUGCUGCUACAGUGUACACUAUAAACAUAUUUUACGAACUCCAAACAGAGAUAUGGGAAGCCAGUUUCACGAACCACAUCAUCCACAAACACAACGUAGGUGAUAUAUGCAAGUACAAAGUUGAGGACACAGAUGGAAAAAUGUUUGAAGUAACAGAAACCCCACAAGCGGAGGAAAUAGAGUGUGCGUGCAAGAAAUUCAACCGUGUUGGUAUACUAUGCAGGCAUGUGUUGUUGGUGAUGAAGACAAGAGGGUAUGAAUCGAUCCCACGCAAGUAUAUUGUUCCACGAUGGACAAGAGAUGCAUGUGCACACCCAUUACACAAUGUUCUAUGGGCAAGAAGAACGAAUAUUCCAACAUCGAAUGAAACAACAAAAGUUGCCAAUCAACUAUGGACUGAAUUCUACAACUGCAUGGGAUUGGUGAAUGGUUGGCCAGACAAAAUGGACCAAAUGUUGGCAACAUUGCAACAACUGAAAAAAUAUCUAGAAAAGGAGAGGCAACAAACAGAAGAUGGUGCCAACAACACAUCUGUGCUCGAAAGACUAGUCGGAUCAACCAAACCAGGAGAUAUCCAAAUAAAACCACCCAAAGUUGCAAAGAACAAAGGAAGUGGGAAGCGACUAAAAAGCAACCGAGAGAAAGCCAUGUCGAAGACACAAAAGAAGAAAGAAAGGACAUGCAAUACAUGCGGCCUCCCAGGCCACAACAGUCGCACCUGUCCAGAUAAACUUGCAUCAGACGAAGUUUAG